ACACAGAAGAGAAGGAGAGAAAAAAAAAAGAGUAGAGGAAUUCACAGUCACUUUUUGCGAAGAGAUUUAACUGGAGUUGCAUGGAGCCCAUCAGACUGGAGAAUGAAGAUCUCUGCAGUGGUAACAGCUCUCCUGACUAACAUCUUUUUUGGAAAUGUGUGCUCGGCUAUCAACGUCACAGUCACUCCCUCUCCGUUCACGGUGGUGGCUGAGGGGGAAAACAUCACCUUGUCCUGUCAGGUGAGCCAGCGACGCCGGUCGGCGAGUCUGCCUGUGGUGCGCUGGAUGUUUCAGCCGGAGUCGGGAGGAGAGGAGCUGCUGGUCGCGCGGGUGAACAUGCAGAGAGCCAAGUUUUACGGAAACUACACCAAGAGCUUCCGCAAGCCCAAAAUGAAACUGACGGUGGUGAAACACGGCAAGAUAUACAACCUCCUCAUCGUGAACAUCAGCGAACAGGACCGGGGUCUUUACAGCUGCAGGGUGCAGGAGUUUAAGAAGCAUCAGGAACGAUGGAAAGCUUUGACCAACAGCUCGGCCUCGACGCAGCUCAGAGUCCAUGUUCUCCCAGCCGGCAGACCAAAAGAGGAACUGUGGAGUCUGUUUGAAGAUGUGUAUCUGUGUGCUGUGCUGGUGUGUUGUGUUGGGCUCUUGUGCAUGUGCAUGUUCACUAUAGCUGUGAGCUGUCAGUAUCUGCAGAGGAAGAGACGAUUAAAAGAAAACUAUCAUUUGGUCAAGAGCCCACAGAACAGUUCAGGGGAGACGGUCACUAGUGUCAUCAGUCUGUCUCCAGCUCUUCCCAAGAAGGUGAGAAAGUACAAGAAAAAUAAAAGAGUUGAGCAGCCAGAUGUGCCACCAGAGAUACCGGCUAAAGCCCCUAUUGUAGACAAAAUGCGAAAGCCAAAGCUUUUAAAACCUCAACCCAGAAAAGUGGUUUUGCCCAAAAUUGCAGAGGAGAGCCUGACGUACGCCGAGCUUGAACUGAUGAAGCCACUGCCUGAACCCAAAGCUGCAAAGACAGGAACGGUGUACGCUCAGAUACUCUUUGAGGACAAGCAUGUGUAGCAUUACAUUUAUUUGGUACAAAACAUUAUUUAUAAUAACACAAUGCUGAUUUUUUUUUUUCUGAUGUUUUAUACAUGCAACUUGAGGUGAACUGUAAAUAUUGUAUAUGUAUAUUCAUUUUUUUUUUCUAUGUUUAUGUUUUAUCUGUGAUAAAAGUUUAAUAAUUAGCAAAUCCAAAAUACACAUGCAGGAAAUUAUUGCCAUCUGAAAACUGCAAACUGUAACUAAAAGGCAUACAAAAGCCCUUAAAACUACAAAUAUUACCUAUUUAAAUUUGCUGAAAUUUGGACUCCUAUUUGUUAAUAAACUAAUAAUUUAUACAAGGACAUUUGCACACAGGAAUAUUCUGGGUUCAAUACAAAUUCAUAUGCACAGCUUCUGUGUCCUGCAAUUGAUGUAUUUUUACAUUAAUUAUAUUCAAUACUAUUUUGCUAUGUUAAAGGUUCUGGAGGUCUUCUACAAAAGAUUUACAUGCAUCUACGGUCAUUAAAACACUUGAAUUUUCUCAUAAUAUACAUUGCCUUACGUUGAAUACGGAAGGCAGCUCGUGCGGAAGCUAGAUAUUUUACUUCAUAACUUGUUAAAUAUGGAUCGCUUCACUUCAGAAGGACUUUAUUAACCCCCCGGAGCCGUGUGGAGUGUUUAUGAUGGAUGGAUGUGGAUGGAAGCACUUUCUUCAGCUCAUACUCAUUGGUAUCGCUCACUGCCAUUAUAAAGCUCAGAUGCGUCAUGAUAUUUAUUAAUAUUUCUCUGAUUGUGAAAGUCAUACACACCUAGGAUGGCUUGAGGGUGAGUAAAGCUUGGGAUAAUUUUAAUUUGAAAGUGAACUAAUCCUUUAACCUUGCUGGUUUCAUGCUCAAGUUAUUGAGUUUAAAGGCUUUAUUUAUUAUGGUAUAGAAAUAAUUGAUAUAAACUUGCAAAGUGAUUUUAUCACACUAGAGUUACUCAUGUAAAAGUGUAUCUGCCAAAUGAGAAAAAAGUAAUGUAAAUGUUUUAGGUUUUGAAAAAAAAUUUUUUUUAACGUUUAUUCUGGUGCAUGACUUUCAUUGUACAUUGUACGAAAUGAUUUUCUGAGGGUAAGUUUACACGACAAGGAUGCUAAAAACGGAAAAAUUUUUUCUUUUGCAUUUUUGAAAAGUUUCGCGUACAGACGACAACAUUGUCAAAACGAUCCCCGUUCACACGGAUCCGCGAAAACGAUUAAAAACGCUGUAUUCUGCUGCCAGGCCAGUAGUUGGCGAUGUCACUUUGUAAAGAAACACUACGAGCCUUUAGACUGAACAUGAUGUCACAGUUUUCACAAAUUUGCAUUUUUGUACAGUAGUUUACAUGGAGAUGACAACUGUAUCGCUUUCAAAAAUGUGCACUUUAGAGCCAGUUUUCAAAAGUCUGCAUUUUCAGUCCCCUAAAACGCUGUUGUCGAGUAAAUGAACGACCAAAACGCAUGAAAAGUUUCCUGAUUUUAGUUGAAAACGGUGACCCUUACUGAGUUUUUUUUUGUUGUUUUUUUAGUAUAAAUACUUCAACAUUCUUACAGAAUACAAGAAAAAUCAACUUAAGAAGCUAAAUGAUAUAAGACAGAGCUAUCAAGUCUUGUUUUCUGAAAAAUGUGCUUGAAAAUAAGCUUGAAAACAACAGCAACAACAAAAAAUCUGCCAAUGGGUUAGAAAAAAACUAUUCAAAGGGAAAACUACUUUAUUUUUCUGACCCAAUUGGCAGAUAUUUGUCUUGUUUUAAGCAUAAACUCAAUUAACUGUAUACAUUUUUCAGAAAACAAGACUUAAUAUGUAAUUUUGCUUCUCUUGAUUUAAGAAUGUCUACUGGAAAACAAGACAAUACAAGGUAUUUUUGUUGUUGUUUUUGUUUUUUUGCAGUGUAAGUACAUUACUGUUAAUGUGAUUUCUGUUUGUUUAUUUUCACAAACUAAGGGAAGACCCAGAAUUAUUUCUGUGGUAAUGGAAAGCAGGCCACAGAAGCUCAACUUGCAUUGAACCCGGAAAAUUCCUUUAAAUCUGUCGAAAUGCUCAAGACUGUUUGUUUUUCUUUCUUUUUUUAAUGGAAGAACGUUUUGGAUUUAAUAAUGGAAAAGCUAAUGAAAUAUCAGGGCGUAUCCAUAUCUGAAACAGACAUACAGUCGUCCCCUUCAGUGUCUGUCUCACUCUUUAAGAUUAAAUAAAGACACAAUCUUUCACUCAAAGGGUUUUUGACACUAUCACAGACUUUCAAUGUGUAAGAAAGUUAUCUAACUGUGAAAUGUAAAGGGUCCUACUGAGAUCCCACAGCCUUCACCACUAACAAGAACCAUCUGUGAAUGACGUACAGAGACCCACAUGCAAAAGAUAUACUGUUUUUCUCUUCUGUUAAGUGUACUGUAAAUUAAACGUUUUUAUGUGAAAGAACAUGACUAAA
This is a messenger RNA of Ctenopharyngodon idella (grass carp), 3471 nucleotides long. It is a transcript of the gene vstm4b, whose product is annotated as V-set and transmembrane domain containing 4b. The record is from RefSeq and is a predicted model, not a curated record. The transcript is spliced from 8 exons. Lineage: Eukaryota; Metazoa; Chordata; Actinopteri; Cypriniformes; Xenocyprididae. Bases 103 to 1062 code for a protein of 319 amino acids.